GCAGAAAAAUGUUUAGUUUAGCAGAAUUCGAAGUCUUCAUAGUUAUUAUCAAGUUGGCCGAACACGAGACUUAACGAAAAUGCCAUCAGGAUUGAGCAAGUUUAGCUCUGUCUCUCAUAAAUCUUGCUACUUGUUCUCUAACCUAAUUGCAUCCUGGUCCCUUUUUCAUUGAUGAAAUUUGGGUUCUACGACCUCGAGGAUAUCUACAUUUCAACGCUACAUUCAACAGUUUCAUAAACAAUAUCUUGAGUUUAUAACCUUACAAAAUGGCUCUAACAAACAAUUGGGAGAAUAGCUGCAGACUUUGCUCUGAGCAGAAGAGUGAAAUGUUACCUAUAUUUGGAGAAGAGGGUCUUCAACGUAAGGUUGCUCAGAAGUUACGAGCAUGCUUACCGGUAAUGGUUUACAAAACCGAUCCACUGCCUAAACAAAUUUGUCAGUUUUGUGCAGCGAGAUUAGACGAUGCGUAUGAAUUUAGAGAGUAUUGCUUGAAUGUUUAUAAGAGUAUGCAUAUAAAACUACUUACACUCAGAGAGUCUGAAUCAGUGCAAAUAUUUUUGGAUGCUAUGAGAAACUCUCCAGAUCCUUGUCAGGUACAACUGUGCAAAGAGAAAUCUAGAGCUCCACCACCAUUGGUUCCUUUACCAGCAACACUGCCAAUUGAAAGUCCUUCUACUCCAGUCAAUUUUAUGGAUACCGUUCAAUCAAAUAGUUGUAUCGAACCUUUGCCAGAAUUACCAUGUGAGGUUCAAAUAAAAGAAGAACCCACAGAUGCAAUUCUUAAAGAUGAUAUAGCAACAGAAGAUUUGCCUGAUUUUGAGAGAAGUUCGAGAAGUAUAUUUGAUGAAACAGGAUCCAUGGAAGACAAUAAUAUACUGCUUGAGGAUCGUCUGAAUGAUCCUCAAAAUGGAAAAUCAAAUACCAAAAGGGAAGAGAAGCGAACUAGCAUAUUAGAACAGGUGCUAACGGGUAGUUUAACAUUAAACGACCGUAAAGAAUUGAAACCAAGGGUUGGUCUUAGUUCCCAAUGGUGGUGUUCACCAUGUAAUAAUUAUUAUAGAACAAAGGAGAGCUUAAUGAAACACAUGAAUCUAAAUUGUCCUCGUAAAUAUACGUGUAAAACGUGUAACUCCGUCUUCGAAACAGUGGAAGAUCUUGCGAAACAUGAGGGUAGUGAUCACCUAAAAAUUAUUCUAGACUUCGAGAAAUCCCUCAAAUCAUGUAAUCAGUGUGAUCGUGAAUUCGUUAGCUGGGAAAUGUUGCGACAUCACAGACUACGUGAUCACCAAUCCACCACGUCGGUACUUGGAUCGAAUACCUGGUGCCCACUUUGCAAUAGAUUUUUUCCAAAUGCCGAAUUGUACGAAGUCCACAAGAUGCUUCAUGAACCAGAAUCUCUUUCACAGUCAUCGAUACUACCCACAAUUUCAGUUCCUCCAGUAGAAGAGCUACAGCGAGAGCUUAAAAGAGAUCAUUUUGCUGAAUGUGUCAAGUCACUAACUUGUCCCACCUGUGGAAAGGUAUGUACGCAGCAGAGUGCACUAUCUAAUCACAUGCGAACUCACGAGCCAAAAAAAUACAAGUGUGAAACCUGUGGCCGUUCUUUUGGACUUUUUAUACGGUUAGCAGCACAUCGACUUAGUGAGCAUAAUCAGCAGCCAGUGAUGACUCCUGUUAUGGCUAGUGUAGAACAGGAAGAAGCUCUGAAUGCUGAAAGAGAAGCUAGGGAAGCUAGGGAAGCCAGAACUCGUGGAAGAACUAGGACUUAUUCAGAGAUUGUAGAAGACAACGGCGUUCCUAUCGACGGUCAACCAUCUGCAAAGCGUAACAGUCAAUUAAAUAGUAGUGGAUCAAAGAACGUAGCGCGCUGUGGUAUCUGUUCGCAAUGGUUCAGCGAUCACACAACGAUGUUGACCCACUUGCAGACUCACUCGGAUAGUUACGUGUACAAGAGUUUCAGUUGUCGUGUGUGCAAAAAGAGUUUUAAAGAAAAAUGGCAGCUUCUCAGGCACGAGGUGUCUCAUAAACGUGGAAGUUUAACUGUCCAUUCAUGUUCCACGUGUAAUAAAACCUUCACGGAUAAGGCACAGCACAAAGCACACGUAGCUACGCAUAUUGUUGAUAAGACCUAUCACUGUCCGAAGUGCAAUAAGAUUUUCUUCAAAGAAUUAUCAUUAAUGGCACAUCAGUGUCCUGGGAAGCCACUGUUUGGUAAGAGGUCUGCUUCGCAGAAAUCUCAGUCCCAGUUUAGUACCUCGAAGAACAGAUAUAAGUGCUCCAAAUGCAGUGCCACUUUCACGAAUUCACAAUCUAGGAAUUCUCAUAUGAGAGUGCAUACAGAGGCUCACGCGAUGAUGCAAGUGAAGAAGCAAGAAUUAAAAAAGGAAUUAGGAAUGGAAUCGAUGCCAAAACUUUCACCGGAAUCAUCCCCCGGUACAUCAAUGCUACUUGAACCUAAAGUAGAAAUUAAAGAAGAAAGUACACCAACACCUGUCAAAAGGACACUCAUAAGAACACCUGGAGGAUAUCGUUGUGGUGUCUGUCAGUCGCCAUUUGUUCUACGCGAAUUAGCUGUGGCUCAUUUAAGAUCAGCUCAUCCUGUGAUGCCGUAUCAAUGUCCAUAUUGUAAAAAGCGGUUCACAACACAGUAUACAUUUACGCAUCAUAUUAAGACAGAUCAUCCAGACGAGUCUGAGAAGUAAAAAAUCAAUGGUUUUAAUUCUUUUUACAUGUUUAUGAAAAACAAAAGGGUUUAACGUAGAGCGCACUAAUGAGCAUUCGAAUAGGCAGGCUUUUCACGUCUAUGUCAGAAAAUCAGGAAACUGCAGAAGUUUACAUAAAAAAAAAUGGAUUCAAAGUUUUAUUCUUUUUCUUUUCAAAUUAAUGACAAUAUUCUUAUAUGAUAUUGGUGUUCGCAUGUUAACUACAAGAAAUACUUAAAAACGUAGUAUGGUUGACAUAUCUUGAUAUUGUGGCUUCAUAAAUUUUCUGCAAUCAGUUAAAUUUUAAACUGGAAUUGUCUGCCGCUCUGGGUAUAAUUUCUCAGUGAGAAAUUGAAAAUAAGCGUUCCCGUAGUUUUCUAUGAACUAAGCCUUAACAAUCGUGGUCCACAUUGGACGAACAGUGUAGACUAAAGACUAAUACGUAGUGUCUUACGUGCUGUAGGAAAUAUAUUUAGUAUUUAUAUAUAUGGAUAUAUAUAUACGAUGGCUGAUAUAGUAUAUUUUUUACUACCGUGUUUGCCUGAAUGUUAAACUUAUUGGACUCAGAAUUAUCCUUCUACGUUUAAAUCAGUAAUUGGCAAGAGAGGGUGCUUCUCUAUUAUGAACAUCGCAAUGGAUUUUAAAGGCAUUGCAAAAACAUGGAAUAACGGUUCCAUAUAAUUUUAUAUUAAUAUUUUCUAGCUACUUUAUAGAUGCAGGCAGAUACGGUACCAUUGAUUACAAAGUGAAAAUAAUUGUAGGAUCUGCUUGUGGUCUCUACCUACUGCCAGUGUCCACUUUCUUAAAUUGAUCCUUACAUUUAUACUAUAAACCCACAAUAUUUCUUUAGAUAAGUGGUAAUUGGUAUAAGAGUCGAUCUCCAAUAAGAAACCAAUAAACAUUUAGUUUUCAUA
Molecule: messenger RNA, 3616 nt
Organism: Cephus cinctus (wheat stem sawfly)
Lineage: Eukaryota; Metazoa; Arthropoda; Insecta; Hymenoptera; Cephidae
Product: zinc finger protein 569
Exons: 9
Coding region: 267-2702 (811 amino acids)
Biological process (GO): regulation of transcription by RNA polymerase II
Cellular component (GO): nucleus
Molecular function (GO): DNA-binding transcription factor activity, RNA polymerase II-specific; RNA polymerase II transcription regulatory region sequence-specific DNA binding; zinc ion binding
Source: RefSeq, a predicted model, not a curated record